Molecule: messenger RNA, 222 nt
Organism: Mesoplodon densirostris (Blainville's beaked whale)
Lineage: Eukaryota; Metazoa; Chordata; Mammalia; Artiodactyla; Ziphiidae
Product: DNA-directed RNA polymerases I, II, and III subunit RPABC5-like
Exons: 1
Coding region: 1-222 (73 amino acids)
Biological process (GO): transcription by RNA polymerase I; transcription by RNA polymerase II; tRNA transcription by RNA polymerase III
Cellular component (GO): RNA polymerase I complex; RNA polymerase III complex; RNA polymerase II, core complex
Molecular function (GO): zinc ion binding; DNA-directed RNA polymerase activity; DNA binding
Source: RefSeq, a predicted model, not a curated record
AUGGUGGGACAGCCUUUGGGACCAGCCAGAUGCUGUGCUGUUGCCGUGAUCAUACCUGUGCACUGCUUCACGUGUAGCAAGAUCGCCAGCAACAAGUGGGAGGCCUGCCUGGGGCUGCUGCAAGCCCAGUACACCCAGGAGGACUCCCUGCAGUGCUGCAUGCCACUGGCCCACGUGGACCUGCCUGAGAAGCUGCUCAAUUAUGCACCCCUGCAGAAGUGA